ACCCUCCCAAAAAAACCUGCCGAAAUUUUUAACAAUGGAGGUAGACGUUGGUUACAGUGAGACACUGCCGGGGCCUUCUCCUGAACUAUGUCUGCCUGUCGGUGACCGAGAAUCCCUUGAAUACAUAAUGCAAGCCAUCCAGACAAUUGAAAAGCAGGUCCCCGCUCUGAGAGAGAGCUUUUUCCGAACUCCUUUCAAAGACAGGAGAAAGAGCAGCUCGCUGAGCCUGGGGAAGCAGCACUAUUGUCAGCUGCAGCAGGAACAGAAGCAGCCGGGGGAAGGAGCUGUCUGCAGACAGGAGUGCUGCACUGAGCAUGUCCCUGAGGAGCAGGCAGCAAGCAGCCCAUUAUGCAGAACAGCAGCUCUAGCAGAUGGGGGAGAGCACGCACAGGCGUUUGUUUCCUUUGCAUCCGCAUCAUCACCGCUCUCGUCACCGGAAAGCAAGCCCGGAUUACUGAGCAGGAUCUCGCCGAGAGGCAAAGCAAAGAGCAUCCAUCAGCAUGGCUUGAUUGCGAAAGGAGUCCGCUUGCUGAUAAACAUGGGGAAUCAGGAUGGGAAGCUGAAAAGGGCAGCCGGGGAAAGCAGUGAAGCCACAGAAGAAGCUGGGGGGCCCAGGGAGGUGGAACACACAAAGAAAGGAUUGCACGGUAAAAAGGCACAUGGCAAACAUGGCAAAGGGGGAGAUUCCAGCAAGAAGAAAUCCAAAUCGGAAUCUAAAGCAUCCGUGUUUUCAAACAUCAGGCUCCGUAAGAACCUGUCCAAGGCGAAGGGGUUGUCAGGGGGCUCCAAAGAGGAUGUUUUGGAGACCCAGGCCUCUCAGCAAGAUGAGCUGGACAGUGCGCUCUCUAUCCAAACCAAAACCCCCGAUAUCAGCCUUUCCGCAGACGAGCUGGGCCUGUCGGAUACAGAAGCUGAGCGGUUCCACCUCACGAUGGAGAGCCGACAGGCAACCGUGGAAACCCAGGAGGGACAAAGGGCUAGCUCUGGCUCCGAUACGGAUAUCUAUAGUUUCCACUCUGCUGCAGAACAAGAGGAUUUGCUUUCUGAUAUCCAGCAUACUAUUAGGAUGCAGCAGGGGGUUAUUAUUUCAGCCGCUGAGGAGCCAAGCUGGAUAGCUGAGUAUAAACAUGCGGGUGAUGUUAAAACAACCCCCCCUGACUCUGAGCACGUUGCAGACCAGGAAGCUGCCUUUAACUGGGAGAAUGGCCAUGUUGGCGAGCUGCAUGUUUCUCUGGACAGCGCAAGGCAAGAAAGUAAUUUAACUGCAGACGUGCAAAACGGUUUAAGUGAGGCUUCAAGCAAAUCUGAGAAAUCCUUUUGUACUUCGCCUGGGACAAAAGAACACAAGCCCCCGAGCGAGAGCGCACAGCCUCCUGCAGAGGCGAGCGGAGGGAGAGGUGGGAGCCCUGUUGUCACGGCAACAACCGCCAACAGCGUCCCUGACCUGACCGCCUCGUUUGAAAGUGUAGAGGGGCCUGAAGAAGAGGAGGCCAAGGUGGAUAUUUCAUCUCUCCUAAAGGAAAGUCGCGCUGAACUAGAUGGGAGCCAUGAAGCAGCCCUUGAUUCCUCAGAUGGGACUGUUGAUGGCAGGGAGGAAUUAACUGAAUCGCUGGAACAUACUUGCAGCUUGGAACUAAAAGCAGAAGGUGAUGACGAAGACCCUACUGUGCCACAUAGAAAAAGCAGCGUGCCCUUUUCUCAGUGGCACCCUGAAAGUCCCUUAAGUCGGUUGUUGAGGACAAGUUUGACUUCCACAUCCUCCCCAACUGUCAAGCCUUACCCUCCAAUUCACCCCUCUUACAUCAAAACAACAACAAGACAGCUCAGCUCCCCGAACCAUUCUCCGGGACCCUCGCCGUCCCAGAGUCCCUUGUUUCGGAGGCGGUACUGCGACCUCGGCCACAGGCCCGACAGGCGGAGAGUCAAGAAGCAGAGGUCCUCGAGCAUAACUGGGCCGCUCAGCCGCUCGGCGGACUGGACUGAUGAGCUGUCCAAAUUUAGGUCCAACAAGACGGGUUCGGCAGAUUACCUGGAGUAUGGGGGAUCAGAAGAGAGGCUCAGAGGAGGCAGCCAGCCCUUGUGCGUUACUCGCAAGUCGUCUGGGGUCCAGGCUUCCACCUGUAGCUUCCAUGAUGUCUUUACUGGGCGCACCCUGCUGGAGAAGUUCUUCAAGCAGCAGGAGGAUGCCCCCCCAGAGGAGGCAGAGAAGCUGUGCUCUCGGAUCCUAGCCAUGGGGCUGCUGCUGCCGUUCAGUGACUGCUUCCGGGAGCAGUAUGGGGAAAGCACAUCACAGGUCACCCCCAAGUUUGACCAAGACCAGCUGUACACCUGGGCAGCUGUGAGUCAGCCGACACACUCUUUCGACCCCGUCGAGGGCCGCGUCCCGGGACGCAUCCAGGCGCUAUGGCCGCCGCCGAAAUCGGGAGUGGAAGAGAAACCGGGGCUCAAGUACACAGAAGCGGAGCAUCAAGCAGUGAUACUGGGACUGAAGAGACAACAAAUGGAGGAAGUGGUUGAGCUUCAGGAGGAAUCUGUGCUGAAAACGGUUAAACUCAAGGAGGAGCAUGUGAACGUUAUUCAACAGCUGGAGCAGACCAUUGAGGAUUUAAGGACCAAAAUAGCAGAGCUGGAAAAACAAUAUACACCACUGGAGAGGGAUAUUUGCACUAAAGAUCAGGAGUGUGGAAGUGGAGAGGUAGCCUUUAAAGACUUCUGUGAUGUUGACCUUCAAACUGAAGAACAGAUCAUGCUUAGCAGCUUAGAAGCAAAAUCAGUACAGACUUCACCAGUGGAAGAAAGCUUUAAAUUCAAAGUGCCUUUACAGGAUGGAAUGUCAUCCUCUUCUUCAAUCUCCUUAGUUCUGUCUCCAAAAACCACACAGGGGUUUGUCUGUAUGUGCCAACAGCAGCAACAGCCUUCACUGCCUCCUGCAUCAGGACAAAGUGGGAUCCAGGCCUAUCCUGCUCCCCUUCCUGGCCUACCCAUCCCUCCUCCUCCCCCCCCUCCUCCUCCUCCUCCUCCCCCCCCUCCUCCUCCUCCUCCCUUGCCUGGUGUCUCAGUGCCCCCCCCCCCGCCCUUACCGGGCUGUGCCGUACCUCCGCCGCCACCCCCCCCGCCCUUACCGGGCUGUGCCGUACCUCCGCCCCCACCCCCCCCGCCCUUACCGGGCUGUGCCGUACCUCCGCCCCCACCCCCUCCGCCCUUACCGGGCUGUGCCGUACCUCCGCCCCCACCCCCUCCGCCAUUGCCAGGUGCCCCUGUACCUCCUCCUCCCCCACCUCCUUUACCUGGCUCUUGCCCUCCACCUCCGCCUCCCUUACCUGGAAUGAUGCCCCCUUCAGCUCCAGGCAGUGCAGGGCCCCCACCCCCUCCUCCACCCUUCGGCUCUCUCCCCCCGCCUCUGCCAGCUGGUUUGUUUGCCCUGGGAAUGGCUCAGGACAGAGGGUCCAGGAAGACCAUGAUUGAACCUCCGCGCCCCAUGAAGCCAUUGUAUUGGACGAGGAUUCAGCUGCACGCAAGAAAGGAAUCAAGUGGACCUUUGGUGUGGGAGAAGAUUGAGGAGCCAUCUGUAGACUUUAAUGAGUUUGUUGAGUUAUUUUCUAAAACAGCUGUUAAGGAGAAGAAGAAGCCUUUAUCAGAUACCUACACAAAAUCCAAGGCGAAGCAGGUCGUGAAGCUGUUAAACAACAAAAGAUCACAGGCAGUGGGAAUCCUGAUGUCUAGCCUUCACUUAGAUAUGAAGGAUAUCCAGCAAGCUGUUCUGAACUUGGACAACACAGUGGUUGACCUGGAGACCCUACAGGCCUUGUAUGAAAAUAGAGCUCAACAAGAGGAGAUGGAUAAAAUAGAAAAGCACGUGAAGUCUACUAAAGAAAAGGAAAAUUCAAAGCCAUUGGAUAAACCUGAACAAUUCCUCUAUGAAUUGUCUCAAAUCCCUAAUUUCUCAUCAAGAGUAUUUUGCAUCAUCUUUCAAUCAUCUUUCAUGGAAUGCAUAUCUUCAAUCGUUCGUAAACUUGAAAUACUUCAGAAAGUUUGUUCGAGUUUACAGAGCAGUGCUGGUGUGAUGAAGAUCCUUGGACUUGUGCUUGCUUUUGGCAAUUUCAUGAAUGGUGGGAACAGAACGCGAGGACAAGCAGAUGGCUUUGCUUUAGAUAUUCUUCCCAAGCUUAAUGAUGUGAAAAGCAGUGAUAGCAGUCGAAGCCUUUUGUCUUACAUCGUUUCUUACUAUCUAAGGCACUUUGAUGAGGAUGCAGGCAGAGAGAGUUGUCUGUUCCCUCUCCCAGAGCCACAGGACCUCUUCCAGGCUUCGCAGAUGAAGUUUGAAGAUUUUCAGAAGGACUUGCGCAAACUAAGAAAAGACCUGAACGCUUGCACUACGGAAACAGAAAAGGUCUGUCGCGAUUCUUCUGAAGAUCACCUGCAGCCUUUCAAAAAUAAAAUGGAAGAAUUUCUCGGCCAAGCAAAAGUUGAUUUGGAGUUGCAGGAGACUCAACUGACUGUAGCACAUAAAAGUUUCUUGGAAUUAACUGUAUUCUUCUCUGUCAAACCUAAAAUGGCGGAGAAGGAGGUUUCACCAAACACCUUCUUCUCUCUGUGGCAUGAGUUCUGUACGGAUUUUAAAGACUUGUGGAAGAAGGAAAACAAACUGAUUCUUCAAGAAAGACUGAGAGAAGCUGAGGAGUGCUUCAGACAAGCAAAAGAAAAGGCAUCCUAUAAUGUCAGACCCAAGCAUGAUUCUGGAAUAAAAGCAAAGCUUAGCAUGAAAAUCUGAGUGUCUGUGUGAAAUUACUGGGGAACAUUCAGACUUCAUUUCUAGGAGAACGAUGGACAGAGAAAAAAAAAACGACAAUUACAGUUACCAAAUGUCAGAAUCUGACAUUUGGCCUAUCUUUCCCUUUUCAAAUUUCUUUAAGAAAUGUCAUUUUCUUCUUCUGCUUUUGGACGUUGUGGGCUUGCCAUCAAAUUGCUUUGUUUUGCCAAUAUGAUACAAACUCUGGGUAUGGAGGUGGUAACAGUUGGGGUAAAAAGAAACAUGAUCACAAGCCAUUGGAAGACCUGGAAUGUUGAAUCUGCACAGGGACUACACAAUUGUCAUGGAAAUGCAUACAGUGCAUGGAUUAUAUAAUACAAUAUUUGAACUUUGCUGGCUUGCAAGUACAGUUCUCCAGAUUAACCUAUUGCCUGGAUCUCUUUAACUUCACUGAAAUCGCUUGCUUCAGAGACCUGUAAAAGUCUUUUACUAAUUCAGGUCCAUCACGUAGAUUUAAGCAUAAUGUAACUUGAAAAUUUUAAGCAAUAGAGGAGUGCGUGUGGUUCAAGCCAGUACAAAAACUGAAUUUGUUGUCAAAACCUUGUUUAAAAUGUGUGUAUAAGUAUAAAUGACUUUAUUGCAUAUCAUAACAAAGAGGACAAGAGUUGACAGCUCCAUUGUACUGAAAAGUAUUUGUUCAAACUAACUCUGUGUAUAUAAUGGAAGUAACACUUGCUAGGAUCAUGGUGAAAGUACAGUCAUUUUUUAGUCAGGUAAUAAACUUAUUUGGAUAUCACAACAUAUAUUACUUUAAGUAAUCAGCCUACAGUGUUUUUCAAAUUCCUUACCAUAACAUCAGCUUGCUAAGAAGAAUAGUGAAGAUGAAUCUGAUAUUUGCUGUUCUCUUCAUCUCUUUACAGCAGUGUAUCCUGUGAGUAAACGCAUUCAGAGGAGGAUGUUGAAUACUGUUAACACUAGGUCAGAGCAAUGAUAGAUGUUUAAUGACUUUCAGGUGUCUGAGCAUCUUUUACAGUAAGCUAAUGAGUUCUGCUGUUAAUAUUUAAAAUCAUACCAGUAGCAUGAAUUCCAUUGUAUCAGUGUACUGUCAAAAUCAUGAUGUUUCUCAUGAAAACAGAGUGGUAAUUUUCAUAAUGGGGACAGACUGUCCAAAGAAAAGGCUUAUCUGUGUAGCACUUACAUUGUUUGCCAUCCAGAAUGGAAUUAAAGAAAUGUUAUCAACUUGUGAUGGUAUGAUUAAUGGGUUCGUUUGGUGGGCUUGAUGAGAUUGUGUUCUUCACGUUUCGCCUGCCACAUUGCUGUGUAUUUGUAUAUAAGCGAUUUCUGACUUCUGAAAGGGAGGGGGGCGUGGACAUUGGACUGAAACUGUAGGUCCAAGACACAGGUUUUUCCAAUUCUUACAGAAGCCGAACCAAUUCUUUCUUGAAUUUAGGAAACAAUUUCUAAAUUCUAAAGGCAUUCUGAACACUUUUGAGUUUCUGGUGUGCAGGAUUUCUCUUUAGAUUUGUUCCAUUUCUGUAAUUACAGUACAUCUAAUGAAAUAAGAACAAAACUCAAAGAAGUGGGAGGUCUGUGUAAUUGCCCACUGAAUGAAUAGAAUUGCAAGACUGUGAUUGCUUGUACCCAUUUCAAAGUCAAACUUUUUCUUACAGUCAAGUGUUAUUGAUAGGUGUGGACAAAUACUAAACAGGUUUUGGUGGAAGAGAUAAAUGUCCCUGUAAAGUUUAUGGAGAGGUUUAAGUGUUACUCUUCAUUUGCAAGUGUCAUGUUUAACUGAUAUCUAUGUAGAUUAAAUAUCUUCUGGAAGAAGUAUGUUACAAUGACUUGCAAGUAAUUAACCUGUUACAUAAAAUGUUAUUUUAAAUGGUAAACUAUGAUUUUAUUUAUGUAAAGUAGUAUUAACAUCCUUAUGUAUGGAACAUUUUUGUCAAUUUUUACUUACCUACUAGCAUGUUGGUUCCGUGCCCAAUGUGUAUAUUAUUGUAUUAUUCUGGAGUUCUUGUACAAGACUUAUCACCAUGUGCAAUAUAAUAAAAGUGUUUCUAAUUGGACUUUUUUUUCAAAACCAAUGUAAUUUAUAUAAAAUAAAAUGAGAAAUAAAUUA
Molecule: messenger RNA, 6872 nt
Organism: Lepisosteus oculatus (spotted gar)
Lineage: Eukaryota; Metazoa; Chordata; Actinopteri; Semionotiformes; Lepisosteidae
Source: RefSeq, a predicted model, not a curated record